Microtus ochrogaster (prairie vole) is the source of this 3046-nucleotide messenger RNA. It is a transcript of the gene Cdc5l, whose product is annotated as cell division cycle 5 like. Gene Ontology annotation, molecular function: DNA-binding transcription factor activity, RNA polymerase II-specific; RNA polymerase II transcription regulatory region sequence-specific DNA binding. The record is from RefSeq and is a predicted model, not a curated record. Lineage: Eukaryota; Metazoa; Chordata; Mammalia; Rodentia; Cricetidae. Gene Ontology annotation, biological process: regulation of transcription by RNA polymerase II; mRNA splicing, via spliceosome. Gene Ontology annotation, cellular component: Prp19 complex; spliceosomal complex.
AGUUCCACCUCUGUCAUCUCGCGAGAGUUUUGUUUUCCUCCAACCUGUCUCGGACCUGAGUGCGACGUCGGGAGCUUUGGCCCCAGCGGUUUGAUGAUUUUCUGUCAGUCUUAAGGUUCCAAACAAGCCGCGUGUUUUCCCUUCGGCCAUUGAGAUCUCGCGAGAUUUACCGGGCUGCCCUGAGCCGCGCCUGCGCAGACCUCUUCAAAGCCGAAGGUCGCUCUUGGAGGAAGUGGCCUCUUUGCGUCCCGUAACCGGAGCGCCGUUACUACUUUCUCGAAGCUCCUCUCGGCCGCUUGCCGGGACACUCCGCCGCCAAGAUGCCUCGGAUUAUGAUCAAAGGAGGAGUCUGGAGGAAUACCGAGGAUGAAAUUUUGAAAGCAGCGGUAAUGAAAUAUGGGAAAAACCAGUGGUCUAGGAUUGCCUCGUUGCUGCAUAGGAAAUCAGCAAAGCAGUGCAAAGCCAGAUGGUAUGAAUGGCUGGACCCAAGUAUUAAAAAAACUGAAUGGUCUAGAGAAGAGGAGGAAAAACUCCUGCACUUGGCCAAGCUGAUGCCAACGCAGUGGCGGACCAUCGCGCCCAUUAUUGGAAGAACAGCAGCCCAGUGCUUGGAACACUAUGAGUUCCUCCUGGACAAAACUGCCCAAAGGGACAAUGAAGAAGAAACAAUAGAUGACCCCCGGAAACUAAAACCUGGAGAGAUCGAUCCAAAUCCAGAAACAAAACCAGCUCGGCCUGAUCCGAUUGACAUGGAUGAGGAUGAACUUGAGAUGCUUUCCGAGGCUCGAGCCCGCCUAGCUAAUACUCAAGGAAAGAAGGCUAAGAGGAAAGCAAGAGAGAAGCAGCUGGAAGAAGCAAGGCGCCUUGCUGCCCUCCAGAAAAGACGAGAGCUUCGAGCAGCUGGCAUAGAAAUUCAGAAGAAAAGGAAAAAGAAGAGAGGAGUUGAUUAUAAUGCUGAAAUUCCUUUCGAAAAAAAGCCUGCUCUUGGUUUUUAUGAUACUUCUGAGGAGAAUUACCAGGCCCUUGAUGCAGAUUUCAGAAAAUUACGGCAGCAGGAUCUCGAUGGGGAACUAAGAUCUGAAAAAGAAGGAAGAGAUAGAAAAAAAGACAAACAGCAUUUAAAAAGAAAAAAAGAAUCUGAUUUGCCAUCAGCUAUUCUUCAAACUAGUGGUGUCUCUGAAUUUACUAAAAAGAGAAGCAAGUUGGUGCUACCUGCCCCUCAGAUUUCAGAUGCAGAACUCCAGGAAGUUGUCAAGGUAGGUCAGGCCAGUGAAGUUGCUCGGCAGACUGCAGAGGAGUCUGGAAUCACAAACUCUGCUUCCAGCACUCUCCUGUCUGAGUACAAUGUCACCAACAACAGCAUCACUCUGAGAACACCACGGACACCGGCCUCCCAAGACAGAAUUCUGCAGGAAGCUCAGAACCUCAUGGCCUUGACCAAUGUGGACACUCCAUUGAAAGGUGGGCUUAAUACCCCACUGCACGAGAGUGACUUCUCUGGUGUGACCCCACAGCGGCAAGUUGUGCAGACUCCAAACACGGUUCUGUCUACCCCUUUCAGGACUCCUUCUAAUGGAGCUGAAGGGCUGACUCCCCGAAGUGGAACAACCCCCAAACCAGUCACUAAUGCCACCCCAGGUAGAACUCCACUUAGAGACAAGUUAAACAUUAAUCCCGAAGAUGGAAUGGCAGACUACAGUGAUCCCUCUUAUGUGAAGCAGAUGGAAAGAGAAUCUCGUGAACAUCUCCGUCUAGGGUUGUUGGGCCUCCCUGCGCCUAAGAAUGAUUUUGAAAUUGUACUACCAGAAAAUGCUGAGAAAGAGUUGGAAGAACGUGAAAUAGAUGAUACUUACAUUGAAGAUGCUGCUGAUGUGGAUGCCCGAAAGCAGGCCUUACGAGAUGCUGAGCGUGUGAAGGAAAUGAAGCGAAUGCACAAAGCUGUUCAGAAGGAUCUACCAAGGCCAUCUGAAGUAAAUGAAACUAUUUUAAGACCUUUAAAUGUAGAACCACCUCUAACAGAUUUACAGAAAAGCGAAGAAUUGAUCAAAAAAGAAAUGAUUACUAUGCUUCAUUAUGAUCUUCUACAUCACCCCUAUGAACCAUCUGGGAAUAAAAAAGGAAAAACUGCUGGAUUUGCUACCAACAAUUCUGAGCACAUUACCUAUCUUGAGCAUAGCCCUUAUGAAAAGUUCUCCAAAGAAGAACUGAAAAAGGCCCAGGAUGUUCUGGUACAAGAGAUGGAAGUGGUAAAACAAGGAAUGAGCCAUGGAGAACUCUCCAGUGAAGCUUACAACCAGGUGUGGGAAGAAUGCUACAGUCAAGUCCUGUAUCUUCCUGGUCAGAGUCGCUACACAAGGGCUAAUCUUGCUAGCAAAAAGGACAGAAUAGAAUCUCUUGAAAAGAGACUAGAGAUAAACAGAGGUCAUAUGACAACAGAAGCCAAGAGAGCUGCAAAGAUGGAAAAGAAGAUGAAAAUUCUGCUUGGCGGUUACCAGUCUCGUGCUAUGGGGCUCAUGAAACAGUUGAAUGACUUAUGGGACCAGAUUGAACAGGCUCACUUGGAGCUGCGCACUUUCGAAGAACUCAAGAAACAUGAAGACUCUGCCAUUCCCCGGAGGCUAGAGUGUCUAAAAGAAGACGUGCAGCGGCAACAAGAACGAGAGAAAGAGCUUCAGCAGAGAUACGCAGAUUUGAUGAUGGAGAAAGAGACUUUACAGGCAAAGUUCUGAAGCACAGCGGAUGCUCUGCCGCAGAAGAACUAGUUGCUGGUUUUAUACUCUACAAGCCUGAAACUUUUCUCUUCAUUGACAAAUUUACCCAGCACCUGUGGUUUCUCAGUUGUUUGUUUUGAAUGAUACCGAUCUUGCGCGUUCCGUGUUACAGACUUGGACUCCAGGAUAAUGAGGGUUUAAAUUAUCCAGAUGCUCAUUCUUUGCCAGUGUCAUAUUUGCAAAAUUUCGUAGUUUAGGCCUUUAAUUUAAAAAGCCUGACUUUAAAUACUGCCUGUGAGUAAACCCUUGAAUAAAAAGAACAUGUGAAAAACUGA